Molecule: messenger RNA, 1478 nt
Organism: Entrophospora sp. SA101
Lineage: Eukaryota; Fungi; Glomeromycota; Glomeromycetes; Entrophosporales; Entrophosporaceae
Source: the annotation of a GenBank genome assembly
AUUCUGCUAAUGAAGAUAAAGAACAAUCAAAAAAUGAAGCCAAAGCAACCGUCAGAGACUCUUCUCAAUCAAUCGAAAAUUCCAUAAAACAACAAAAGAUUAAACAAAAACCAGAUUUAGUUGCUCAAUUAGACAAGACAUUAUCUGCCCUUAGUGGUGGUUCAUUUUCAUUUAACGCGCCAUUAUUAGAAUCCGAUCCUCUAAUAGAUGAUAAGCUUAGUGAUAGUAUUUCUUCAAUUGUCACAGAUAGUAACGGUAUAAUUAAUGGAACACAUAUUGUUGCACCUCCACCUGGUGUCGGUUUCCCCAGAACAGAUAUCGUUUCGCCAACUUUUACUCCUACGUCCGAUCUCCAUCAACAGCCACAAAUUCAUUACACCGGCUCAUUCAAUCCGUUUGCAGCCGAUGAUGAUAAAUUCGAUGUGUUCAUUCCUGAAAGUAGUUCAUCAUCAUCACCAUUGACUGCUCUUGGCUUACCAUCAAUUGGUGGUACUGGUGGCGGUAGUGUAUCAUCAACAAAUUCCUACUCAACUGAUCCAAGACUUAUUUCACAUCAAAUUAAUAGUAAUAAUGUUUCUUCGAGGCCUAGACAUACGUCGCGUUUUGGUUUUGCACAAGAGGACAAUGACGGUUCUAAUUUGGAUCCUUUAUCAAUGAAAGAUUUACAAGAGGAUUUAAGAGCCAUUUUUCCUAAUGCUAAAGUAAGUUAUGGACCUAGUGAGAUUCAUCAGGAAUCCAUGUGGAGUUUGGCAAAUGAAUCUGGUGCUUUCGGAGGAUUGCCAAUCAGGCGUAGCUUAAUUCCAACAGCACCAUCAUCAUCUGUAGCUUCGAUAAACAAUGCAUUAAAUCAAACUCAAAAUCUUCAUGGUGACAAUACAAAUAACGUAGCUCCAAGUAUUAAAGCACCGCCUCCAGGUAUAUAUACACCAACACCUCGUAUGGAUUAUGGUGUUGGAGCAACAGGUGGUGGAUGGAACCCACAUAAUACUACACCAUGGAAUUUUGAAGAAGAUUAUAAUAUACGACCAAUUUCACUUCAAAAUCCAAACUUUUUACAAGGAGCUGCCACUACUGCAACAGUCAGACCUGCUAGAGAUGAUACACAAGAUUUUUUUGGAGCAUUUUUAAAAGCUGCAGUUGGAAACACAAACACACAUGAAGAUAUUCAUAAUGAGGCUGAACCUGUUCCUAAUAUCCUUCAAGAUCCUGCAAUUAUGACAGUUCGUUUUUCACAACCUGGCGAAAAUCCAUAUAGAGCACCAGGAGCACCAGGAGCACCACCUAUGAUUCCCCAACAACAAUAUCAGCCAAUGCAAAAUGUUGGAGCUCAUCGAUUAAGUGUGUUUGAACGGGUGGCAAGGACAGGAGAAGAUCAGAUUGGUAAUGGUUACGGUGUAGGAAUUGGAUUGGUUGGAAAAAUGAUUGUUGAUGGUGUUGGUGUAGGAGUUGGACCAGAUGAAGGCGGCUUUCCUAAUUGA